This is a messenger RNA of Osmia bicornis bicornis, 1191 nucleotides long. It is a transcript of the gene Pbp45, whose product is annotated as snRNA-activating protein complex subunit 1. Gene Ontology annotation, cellular component: snRNA-activating protein complex. Gene Ontology annotation, biological process: snRNA transcription by RNA polymerase II; snRNA transcription by RNA polymerase III. Bases 153 to 1058 code for a protein of 301 amino acids. The record is from RefSeq and is a predicted model, not a curated record. Gene Ontology annotation, molecular function: sequence-specific DNA binding. Lineage: Eukaryota; Metazoa; Arthropoda; Insecta; Hymenoptera; Megachilidae. The transcript has 5 exons.
UACAUACACUCACUAUAGUAUUUAAAGAUGUAUACAGUGUAGAUUAAAAUAACAGCAACAGUAGUAAAUACGUAGUUGAGAAGAUAUUGUUUAAUUACCUUAUUAUUGUGAUAAUUGUUUUUAAAUCAGUUGUGGGUUUUUAUGAUGUAAAAAUGGCAGCAGACAAAUCAUCGAUUUUGAACGGUUUUAUAGAAGAUUGUGAAGAAUUAAUUGUUCGUUUCGAACGAGCGGACGAUAUUAGAUUUCAGACUUUUUGCGAAAUAUGGAAAGAGAUGAAAUUCUCAUUGAUCUUUACGGGUCGUCCAAGCUUUUUAGAAUUGUUAGAAUUUUGUGAAGAAGCUUUAAAUAUAUGUAAACAGUUUCUUCUCUUGCCUCCUCGUUUCAAAGAACGUAUUGGAGGAUUGUACCUUUUGUAUGGAAUAUACUACAAAAUGCCAGUAGAGCAAUUCAAAAUUAGAAUGAAAUUAGAUGAUUGGCGAAGUAUUAUGGAGCUUCAUGCAGAAAUAAAAGAGGCAGAACACUUGGAUGCUAAUUAUAUAUUAUGUAAAUUAAUUACAGAUAAUGCAUUUAUUUUUUGUAUGUUUGAUCAAGAGUUUGGUUUAGAGAAACAUUAUCGUGUGAAAAAUGCACAGUGCUUUAAUCCAUAUUCUGUAUUAUCAAGCUUGAAAGAUUUAACUGAAAAGGGACAAGUAUUAUCAAAGAUUAGUGAAUUAAGCAAAAUUUAUGAAUCUAAGAAACAGGCACUGAUAUGUAGAAAUAAUGCAGAUGGUUCUUUAAAAUUAUUUAAUGCGAACAUAGCUGAGGAAAUUGUGGGUGAUAUUCAAGCUUUAGAAGAACAAAGAAAAAGGCAGCAAAUAAAAAAUGAAAUUGAUAAAGAACAGAUAUAUCCUUCAACUUCAAAAGAGGAACAUAAAAAAUUAUCUCAUAUGAAAGGUAAUUACAAGAAAAAAAUACGCUCGUAUAUUAAUGGUGGUUUUCAAUCAGAUUCUAAUAAUUCAGAAGAUGAAGCAUUAGAUGUUGAAGAUUAUGACUCUGAUUCGACAGAAAAUUUUGACUGAAGAAACACAAAAAGAACAUUAAAUAAAGAAUACAUCUUUUGUCUUUGAUUAUUAUCAUCAAAUCCAGCACUGUGACCUGCAUUUCGUACGAUAAAACUGGUUCCAUCGUAGUGCAUGCGUCGUUCACCUCGAC